Messenger RNA from Nanorana parkeri, 3290 nucleotides. It is a transcript of the gene FEM1C, whose product is annotated as fem-1 homolog C. NCBI's taxonomy places the organism in Eukaryota, Metazoa, Chordata, Amphibia, Anura, Dicroglossidae. Gene Ontology annotation, molecular function: protein binding. The transcript has 3 exons. The record is from RefSeq and is a predicted model, not a curated record. Bases 332 to 2185 code for a protein of 617 amino acids.
GGCUGCGGGCAGUGCUGCUGGUGACUAACGGUGGCUAGCAGGUUAGGUGCGCCAGCUAUCAGACGGAGGAGAGCCCCGCCUGCACCGUCACACCGGCCGCGGCUUGGCGCAGGCUGGAUCGGAGUACGCGGCGACGUGGGGGGGAGAGCCGGGGCGACAGGAUGCAACCAUGGCCGCGCGUUAUGCAUUUGUGAGCCCAUAUUUAUGCUUCUCUUGAGACGUGGCAGAACUCAUUAAUUUUUUCUUGUGCCUUUCCUGGAAACUUCUGGUUGUCAUUGUGAACAGCUGUGGACUUAUCUGACACGCACAAAACUGUCAUAGCAGAACAACCAUGGAUCUCAAGACCGCAGUAUUCAAUGCUGCCCGUGAUGGCAAGCUACGCCUUCUUUCCAAGUUGCUGGAAAACAAGGCCAAAGAUGAAGUAAUUUUGCUCAUGUCGGAGAAAACCAAUGGGGCAACACCUCUUUUAAUGGCAGCCCGAUAUGGCCACCUGGACAUGGUAGAUUACUUGCUGGAUCAGUGCAGUGCAUCUGUGGAAAUUGGGGGAUCUGUCAAUUUCGAUGGGGAGACCAUAGAAGGAGCACCGCCACUGUGGGCUGCAUCUGCAGCUGGCCACCUUAAAGUGGUUCAGUCGCUACUGGAUCAUGGAGCUUCCGUGAACAACACAACCCUCACCAACUCUACGCCAUUGCGGGCUGCCUGCUUUGAUGGGCACUUGGAGAUUGUGAAGUAUUUGGUAGAGCACAAAGCUGACCUGGAGGUAGCCAAUCGUCAUGGCCACACUUGUUUGAUGAUCUCCUGCUACAAAGGUCACAAAGAGAUAGCCCAGUUUCUGCUAGAAAAAGGAGCAGAUGUUAAUAGGAAAAGUGUGAAAGGGAACACCGCUUUGCAUGACUGUGCUGAAUCUGGAAGCCUAGAAAUCAUGAAAAUGCUUCUAAAAUAUGGAGCCAGAAUGGAGAAGGAUGGCUAUAGCAUGACACCGCUACUCUCAGCCAGUGUGACUGGUCACACCAAUAUUGUGGACUUCCUGACUCAGCACCCACAGACCAGUAAGAGAGAGCGCAUCAAUGCCCUUGAACUUCUUGGAGCUACAUUCGUCGAUAAAAAACGGGACCUACUUGGUGCCUUAAAGUAUUGGAAGAGAGCUAUGGAUAUGAGAUACAGUGACAGGACUAACGUUAUUAGCAAACCUGUUCCGCAGGAAUUAAUUAUGGCAUAUGACAAUGCCAAGGAGGUAAAUACUGCUGAAGAGCUAGAUAACCUUAUAGCUGACCCUGAUGAGAUGAGAAUGCAAGCUCUUUUAAUUAGAGAACGAAUUUUAGGCCCUUCACACCCAGAUACAUCCUAUUACAUCAGGUAUCGGGGUGCAGUCUAUGCCGAUUCUGGGAACUUCAAGCGUUGCAUCAAUCUGUGGAAGUAUGCAUUGGACAUGCAGCAGAACAACCUGGAUCCUCUAAGUCCAAUGACAGCAAGUAGUCUGUUAUCAUUUGCUGAGCUAUUUUCCUUCAUGCUUCAGGAUCGGGCUAAAGGAUUGCUUGGUACUACAGUUACAUUUGAUGACCUUAUGGGUAUACUGUGUAAAAGUGUGCUGGAAAUAGACCGAGCAGUCAAACAAGCAUUGAUGCCUCCUGACCAAGUCCAGCUAAACAAGGCCCUCUCUAUAAUUUUGCACUUGAUCUGUUUGCUGGAGAAAGUUCCCUGCAGCCCGGACCAAGAGCACUUCAAAAAACAGAACAUUUAUAGGUUCCUUAAGCUGCAACCUAAAGGUAAAAAUAACUUUAGCCCUCUUCACCUGGCUGUGGAUAAGAACACCACUUGUGUUGGCCGCUACCCCGUUUGCAAAUUCCCUUCUCUUCAGGUUACCGCCAUCUUGUUAGAGUGUGGCGCUGAUGUUAAUGUCCGAGACUCUGAACAGAACAGUCCGCUACACAUCGCUGCUCUCAACAACCACCCGGAUAUCAUGAAUCUGCUUAUAAAAACUGGGGCACAUUUUGACUCUACAAAUUCGCACAACCAAACUGCCUGUGAUUUGCUGGAUGAGAAGGAAAUUGCAAAGAACUUAAUCCAGCCAAUCAACCACACCACCUUGCAGUGUUUGGCUGCACGUGUGAUUGUCAAACACAACAUAACAUACAGAAAGCAAAUUCCUGAGAAGCUGGAGAGCUUUGUUUUGCUUCAUAGAUGAUGCUUUGCCUGGACCUCUAGUACACGUGAAGGAUGUGCGCUUUGACUGUUGGCUUAUUAAUAAAGCACUGUUGAUAGGAGACAUCAGUUAUGCUUCAGCUGGUAAUGUCAUGAUCCACUUGUCUACAACAUAGUAUCAUCUCCUCUGGAAGGAUUCGUUACCCAUAUUUCAAUUUGAAUAUAUAUCAAAUUUGGUUUUCUAUGUCCUUUUUAAAUUGUAUUUUCUGCACCUCAACUUGUACAAUCUGCCAAAUUCUGUUUCCAUGUGGUUUGUUUUCUGCCUGUUAUUGGGGUGGGGAGAGUGGCACACGUUUUUUUUUCCCCCUUAUGCCUUUUUUUUCUGGUGGCUUCCUGCUAUUUUGCUGGCUUUGUGGAUUUUUUUUUUUUUCUUGCCUGAGUUCAGGUCAUUUCCGCUCUUGUAAUCUCCAAGCCUUUCACUCCCAAUGUUUCGAUGGGUAUCUUUCUAUGGACCAUUGCUAAUUUGUAAAAGCUUUAUGAACAUGUUAAUGUUUGCAAUUACCAUAAGUGCUUUAUCUCCUCUAUGCACUGGCUUAGACAUGACUGUUGUGUGUUAGCAUACUUCUAUGCAGCAUUUUGCCAGCCCAAUUACAACACAAUUUGUCAUUUGUUUUCCAUUCUGCACUAAACAGCAUGGCUAUUUAGUAGGAGUUUUGCUAGCUUCUGCGGGCAAAACAACAUUUGACGUCACAACUGCCUUCCCUUGAUCUAGAAAUACAAGAGAGGUAUCUUGGGAGUAUUCUUGCUUUUCCAAACCUUUUGAAUUAAAUUCAAUGCUCAACAUUACAAGAGUGUGCAGAAAGCCUCUUACUUAUUUGUCUUCGGAUAGCUCCUCAUUUAGCAAACUGUCGGAGAUGAGAACUGUCUUUCUUGGCCUGUAGCAAUCCUGAUUCCAUUUACUGCUGCCCUUUUCUGCUGCAGUUUGAUUGCUGGCACUUCUCACUGCAGACAUUCGUAAAUGAGCCCAUUGGUACUUUUUAAAUACCCUUUCUUAAAGGGACACUAUCAAGAAAAAAAUGUUUUAAACCAAGAGCUGUCAGUUUUAAUAUAAGAGUGGUGGUGUAGUAUGGGUAUGGGUAGGCUUGCAC